AUGCAAGACUCGACAACCUCGAUAGAGCCCACAAGCAAGGCGUCGUUCACGGGCUUACAACUGCCGGGUCUCUGGGCUUCGAAUACGCAAUUGUCUGCUCCACCGACGACUCCGCCCGAGCAAGCGGAUCAGGAUCCCGACUCGGACCCGGCGGCGUGGCGGUUCAGGCUUGUUGGAGGAGCGACUGUGCCUUUCCCCCUCCGAGCGAGAUCGCGACGGCCCAAGUUGAGCCUCAGCUCUGGUCUGCGAGAGGGCGCGCGAAGGUCUACCGUGAGCUUGUGA
Anthostomella pinea is the source of this 282-nucleotide messenger RNA. Lineage: Eukaryota; Fungi; Ascomycota; Sordariomycetes; Xylariales; Xylariaceae. The record is from the annotation of a GenBank genome assembly.